Messenger RNA from Trichomonas vaginalis G3, 2229 nucleotides. Its product is annotated as armadillo (ARM) repeat-containing protein family. The transcript has a single exon. The record is from RefSeq and is a predicted model, not a curated record. Bases 1 to 2229 code for a protein of 742 amino acids. NCBI's taxonomy places the organism in Eukaryota, Parabasalia, Trichomonadida, Trichomonadidae.
AUGACUCAGGAGUGUCCAAGUCUGGAGCUCAUUCAGUUUAUGCUCAACCAAAUGAGUCCAGAUAAUGCAAUAUCUGUAAGUAUAAAUGGUAUUAAAGAAAAUUCAGAGCCUCCAGGAGUUAUUUUUCUAUAUUUAAAUAAAAUUUACCAAUUUAUGGACAAACAGAAACCAGAAGAUGUUGUUUUCCUUUGCUUGAAGGCAGCAUCAAACUUUCAUCCGAAAAUUCACAGACGCUCCGCAACAAUUUUGUCGAAAUUGUUUGAAAGUUCCCCACAGUUACUUUCAAAGUUCUCAGAACAGAUAUCAAAACACAAAAAUUUAGAUUUUUUACAAUAUCUCGUCUCAAAAAUCAUUAAAACUCUUCCUUCUUUACGCGGCCUGAAAAAUUUAGUACGAAAAACAACAGAACGCACGAUAAAUGAAAUAGAUGUUUCAACAGUCCCAAUAUACAUGCAAAAAUCCACGAUCGAUUUCAUGGCAAGUUGCGUAAAUGGAAAUUUUCUUGAAUAUACAGACUCUUUGACCAUUUUCAAAAAAAUUCUCGAUUUCUCUCCAGAAGUUAAUUACAAUCUCUUCAAAGUUAUCCAUAUAUUUUAUCCAUAUUUCUUUAAUGAAGUUUCCAUUACAGAUAAAAUAAUUCAACGUGUUGGCAACAACAUGAAUGUCAUGAUUAUACUGGUUAGAUUAGAGUACGACAUUUAUAUGUACAAUUCAGCCAUUGAAAAAUUUCCAUCAAGUAAAUUUCCAGAAAAUUUUCCUCGUCCACGCCUUGUUGCCGGCAAAUUCGCCAAAGAAAUCAUCAAAACACUACUCGAUGAGCUCUUUUUCAUCAGAGAUCCAAGGUAUCAAGCAUAUCAAUCAAUAUCUCUUGAUAUCUUCAAAGUUUCCGGCGUUAACCCCGGCGAUGUUAUUCCACUGAUUGCAGAACAGUACUCUAUGCUCAUGGAUGACGAUAAAAACCUUACUACAAUACAGGCAAUCAUGUUAUUGACUUCUGUCGGCUCCCACAGGUUCAAUACUGACCCAGAAACGGAAAAAGGCAUCCAGGAGUUUUGUAAACUAGCGUUAGAUGAUCUUUUACUAUCGAUGAAAGAUGGAAAGAAACGAAAUAUCAUGACAGCGUCAUAUGUUGCACUUUGCUACGUACUGAGGAGUUACGGAACAUCAACAAUGUGGAACCAUAUCAUCAGACAUAUCGCAGAUGAAGUAGAUUUCCCUAGAGUCGACACAUUUCGGGCGCAGUUGAUUUACGAGGCCAUUGAAAAAUUCCAUUGUAAAUGUUUCAAUAGGCAGGCUGUAAAUUUUAUCAUGCAGAAGAUCCACAGUAAAAGAGGUCACUCGGAUGAGAGACAAUUACUGGCUUCUGAGAUAGAAGCGAUCGUAACAUCAGGGGAUAUCAAUACUUCGAAGAUAUUAGAAUUGAUUCAUUACCAUUGCAUUAGCUCUGCAAGCCCUUGGUUGCAUAGUUUAUCUGCAAGUAUAUUAUCCCAAGGUGACCCAUCAAAGCUGAUCGGUAAAACAACAUCGAAUUUCAAUGUAUUCUUUCCUCACUCGAACGUUCCUUUGAUUUCCGCAUUUCGCUUAAUGUGCGGUUUAAUGCCGUCAAUAAACAAAAUGCAGUUCGACACAUUAACGUCAAAAAGGGCGUUAUCGGAUGUUUUGACAUCGGCAUACGAAGGAAACUUCUUUUGGGCGGUAAGAUUCAUCUUAUUUACUCUCAGAAGAUUCGGUGAUCAAGUAAUCUCACAUAUACCUGGUCUAUGCAACGAAAUAGACAAUAUGGCAUUCAGAAAAGAGGCUUUCGUGCCUCUUUGUAUUACGCCGUUAGCGGUGGCUAUUCAAUUUUUGUAUCCAAAAGUGCCAGAAGUUGGUCGAAAAGGUGACAUCGCAAUUCGUCGGUACGAAGAGAGAUACGACAAAGGAUGGACAUGCGAACCUGACAAGAUCAACUACCACCUCGUGGCAUUGACAGAAUUGAUUCUUUGCGGCGCAAAAAGGUCUGAUGGAACAACAUUUGAAGAUUCUGUCGACCAGAUCUGCCAAAGCUUGUUCUGGACAGUCGAAUUGCAGAAUACUACGAUUGAUUAUGCAGUUGGAAUGAUUGACGCGGUUUUUGUCAAAGGUCUCAAAUUAAGUAAACCAAUGAUGCUGGUUUUAGCUCUGGCUCACUCAAAACAGGAGUUUAAAAAGCAUAUUGAUGAUGUCUACGGAAAAAUUUUGUUUGAAUAA